This is a messenger RNA of Pogoniulus pusillus (Red-fronted tinkerbird), 6080 nucleotides long. RefSeq names its product zinc finger protein 850-like. The transcript is spliced from 2 exons. The record is from RefSeq and is a predicted model, not a curated record. The coding region runs from base 17 to 5686 and encodes 1889 amino acids. Gene Ontology annotation, molecular function: DNA-binding transcription factor activity, RNA polymerase II-specific; RNA polymerase II cis-regulatory region sequence-specific DNA binding. NCBI's taxonomy places the organism in Eukaryota, Metazoa, Chordata, Aves, Piciformes, Lybiidae. Gene Ontology annotation, biological process: regulation of transcription by RNA polymerase II.
GAUUGAGACGCCCAGCAUGGAGUCUCAGAAGGAGCUGGGCCACAGCGGCCCCGAUACAGAAAUGCAGCAAGAAGAGAAGGAGAGGAAUAAAGAGAAAAUGAAAAAGGAAGAGGAGCAGCAGGUUGAAGGUGAAGGUAAAGCUGCCGCGGGCCCCUCUGUGCCAGCCGAGCAGUGCCCCGAGUGCGGGCAGAGCCUCCCGCCCGGCUGGCAGCCGGGGAAGCAGCAGUGCCCCCAGCCUGGCACCCAGCGCUUCAUCUGCACCCACUGCGGCCAGAGGUGCUCCAGCCUCCGGCGGCGGCAGCGGGGAGGCGCCCAGCCGGGUCCCAAGCUGCGACUGGUCUGCGACGAGUGUGGCAAGAGCUUUGGCAGCAGGUCUGCUCUUAGCCGGCACCACCAAAUCCAUGCUGGCAAGAAGCAGUUCCCCUGUGUUGAUUGUGGCAAGAGCUUUACCAACAGUUCUGCUCUCCUUGAGCACUGGAACGUCCACAGCGGCGAGAAGCCUUACAGCUGCCGUGUCUGCGGCAGGAGCUUUGCCCACAGCUCUGCUCUCAGCCGUCACCGUCGCAUCCACAGCGGGGAGAAGCCGUAUGGGUGCGCUGUCUGCGGCAAGAGGUUCACCACCAGUUCACACCUUAACCGUCAUCGCCUCAUCCACACCGGGGAGAAGCCGUACAGCUGCGGUGCCUGUGGCAAGAGCUUUGUCAGGAGUUCCCAUCUUAAGCGUCACCACCUCGUCCACACCGGCGACAAGCCACACAGAUGUGGUGAAUGCGGCAAGAGCUUCACCACCAGUUUCAACCUUAACAGUCACCGCCUCAUCCACACCGGGGAGAAGCCCUACAGCUGCGGUGACUGUGGCAAAAGCUUUUCCCACAGCUCUGCUCUCAGACGCCACCGUCGCAUCCACACCGGGGAGAAGCCGUACAGCUGUGGUGACUGUGGCAAGAGCUUUACCAACAGCUCUGCUCUCAGCUAUCACCUUCUCAUCCACACUGGGGAGAAGCCGUACAGAUGCGGUGACUGCGGCAAGAGCUUUACCAGCAGCUCUGCUCUCAGCUAUCACCACCGCCUGCACACUGGGGAGAAGCCCUUCCACUGUGGUGUCUGUGGCAAGAGCUUCGCUCACAGGUCUGUUCUUAGCUGUCACAGAGCCAUUCACACAGGGGAGAAACCGUACAGGUGCAGUGACUGUGACAAGAGCUUUCGGCAGAAGCACAGACUUGUCCUGCACCAGCACAGCCACAGCAACCAGAAGAUGAAGCUCAGCAGGAAGGCUUCCAAGAGUCUCCACUCCCAGUGCCACCAAGAUGAAUCCAAGCAGGAGGAAAAGGCAGAGGAAGAAAAAGAGCAGCAGUAUGAAGCUGAAGGUAAAGCUGCUGUGGACCCCUCUGUGCCUGCCAAGAAGUGCCCUGAGUGUGGGCAGAGUGUCCCACCUGGUGCGCAGCUGGGGAAGCAGCAGUGCCACCAGCCUGGUACCCAGUGCUUCACCUGCACCCACUGCGGCCAGAGAUGCUCCGGCCUCCUCCGGCGGCAGCGGGGAGGCACUCAGCCAGGCACCAAGCUGCGGUUCAGCUGCAGUGAGUGUGGCAAGAGCUUUGCCAGCAACUCUGCUCUCAGCCGGCACCAAUGCCUCCACACAGGGGAGAAGCCGUACAGCUGUGGUGUCUGUGGCAAGAGCUUUGCCAGCAGUUCGGUUCUCAGCCGGCACCGGCAAAUGCAUACUGAGAAGAAGCAGUUCCCCUGCCGUGAGUGCGGUAAGAGCUUCACCAACAGCACUGCUCUGAUCCAGCACUGGCAUGUCCACACUGGGGAGAAGCCGUACAGUUGUAGUGUCUGUGGCAAGAGCUUUGCCAGAAGUUCUCACCUUAACCGUCACCAUCGCCUCCACACUGGGGAGAAGCUGUACAGCUGCAGUGACUGUGGCAAGAGCUUCACCACCAGUUACCACCUAAACAGGCACCAUCGUGUCCACACUGGAAAGAAGCCAUUCAGCUGUGCUGUCUGCGCAAAGAGCUUCACCACCAGUUACCACCUGAACAGACACCGGCGUGUCCAUACCAGGGAGAAGCUGUAUGGCUGUGGUGUCUGUGGCAAGAGCUUUGCCCGCUGGUCUGCUCUCAGCUGUCACCGAGCCAUCCACAGCAUGGAGAAGCCAUACAGCUGCAGUGUCUGCGGCAUGAGGUUUGCAAACAGUUUCAGGCUUAAUAAUCACCAUGUCAUCCACACCGGGGUGAAGCCGUUCCCCUGUGGUGAGUGUGGCAAGAGCUUUGCCCACAGCUCUGGCCUCAGCUAUCACCGACACACCCACACCGGGGAGAAGCCGUAUGGCUGUGGUGACUGCAGCAAGAGCUUCACCACUAGUUACCAGCUAAACAGGCACUCCCACACCAGGGAGAAGACGUACAGCUGCAGUGACUGUGGCAAGAGCUUUGCCAGCAGCUCUGCUCUCCGCUGGCACUGCCAAACCCAUGCUGGGAAGAAGCAGUUCCCUUGCAGUGACUGUGGCAAGAGCUUCACCAACAGCACUGCUCUCCUUGAGCACCGGCAUGUCCACACUGGGGAGAAGCCUUUCUAUUGCCAUGUCUGUGGCAAGAACUUUGCCCACAGCUCUACGCUCAGUCGUCACCGUCGCAUCCACAGUGGGGCUAUGCCAUACAGCUGUGAUGCGUUCAGCAAGAGCUUUGCCAGCAACUUUGCUCUCAGCCAUCACCGUUGCGUUCACACUGGCAAGAAACUGUUCCACUGUGGUGACUGUGGCAAGAGCUUCACCACCAGCUUCCACCUUAAGAGUCACUGCCGCCUCCAUACUGGGGAGAGGCCUUACAGCUGCACUGUCUGCAGCAGGAGCUUUAUCAGCAGCUCUGCUCUCAGCUAUCACCGUCGUGUCCACAGCGGGGAGAAGCCAUUCCAUUGUGGUGACUGUGGGAAGAGCUUUGCCAACAGUUCUGCUCUUAGCCAUCACCAUCUCAUCCACACUGGGGAGAAGCCAUACAGCUGCAGUGACUGUGGCAAAAGCUUUGCCCAUAGCUCUACUCUCAGCUAUCACCGCCGAAUUCACACGAGGGAAACACCUUACAGCUGUGAUGACUGCGGGAAGACCUUUACCAGCAGCUCUGCUCUUAUCUAUCACCAGCACCUCCACACUGGGGAGAAGCCAUACAGCUGUGGGGACUGCAGCAAGAGCUUUGCCACCAGUUCCCUCCUUAAUGCUCACUGUCGCAUCCACACCGGGGAGAAGCCAUACAGCUGUGGCAUCUGUGACAAGAGGUUUGCCAUCAGUUCCCAGCUUAGGAGUCAUCACCUCAUUCACACCAGGGAGAAGCCAUACAGCUGUGGUGUUUGUGGCAAGAGCUUUACCAGCAGAUCUGCUCUGAGGUAUCACCGUUGCCUCCACACCGGCCACAAGCCAUAUGGCUGCAGUGACUGCACUAAGAGCUUCACCACCAGUUCCCUCCUUACAAAGCACCGCCUCAUCCAUGCCGGGCUAAAGCCUUAUAGUUGCAGUGAUUGUGGCAAGAGCUUCGCCAGCAGCUCUGCUCUCAACCGGCACCAUCGCCUCCACACGGGGGAGAAGCCGUACAGCUGCAGCGAUUGUGGCAAGAGCUUUGCCAGCAGCUCUGCUCUUAGCCGACACCAUCGCCUCCACACGGGGGAGAAGCCAUACAGCUGUGGUAUCUGCGGCAAGAGCUUUGCCAGCAGCUCUACUCUUAGCUAUCACCAUCGCCUCCACACGGGGGAGAAGCCAUACAGCUGUAGUGACUGUGGCAAGAGCUUUGCCUGCAGCUCUGCUCUCAGCCGUCACCAUCGCCUCCACACGGGGGAGAAGCCGUACAGCUGUGGUGUCUGCGGCAAGAGCUUUGCCACCAGCACAGAUCUCAGCCGGCACCAGCAAACACAUGCUGAGAAGAAGCAGUUCCCCUGCAGUGACUGCAGUAAGAGCUUCACCAACAGCACUGCUCUGAUCCAGCACUGGCAUGUCCACACCGGGGAGAAGCCAUACAGUUGCAGUGUCUGUGGCAAGAGCUUUGCCAGAAGUUCUCACCUUAACCGUCACCAUCGCCUCCACACGGGGGAGAAGCCAUACAGCUGCAGUGAUUGUGGCAAGAGCUUUGCCAGCAGCUCUGCUCUCAGCUACCACCGUCACCUCCACACUGGGCAGAAGCCGUUUGUCUGUGGUGACUGUGGCAAGAGCUUCACCACCAGCUCCAGCCUGAACAAGCACUACGUCAUCCAUGCUGGCAAGAAGCCUUACAGCUGCAGUGUCUGUGGCAAGAGCUUCACCACCAGCUCCAGCCUUAACAAGCACCACCUCAUCCAUGCUGGGGUGAAGCCAUACAGCUGCAGUGUCUGUGGCAAGAGCUUUACCAGCAGCUCUGCUCUCAGCUAUCACCACCUCAUCCACACCGGGGAGAAGCCAUACAGCUGUGGUGACUGCGGCAAGAGCUUCCGACAGAACACUGACCUGACCAAGCACCUCCGGCAUCGGCAAAUCCAUGCUGGGAAGAAGCAGUUUCCCUGCGGUGACUGUGGCAAGAGCUUCACCGACAGCUCUGCUCUCCUUGAGCACUGGCACGUCCACAGCGGGGAGAAGCCGCACGUCUGUGGUGUCUGUGGCAAGAGCUUUGCCGCGAGGUCUUCCCUCAGCUAUCACCGUCGUGUCCAUGCCGGGGUGAAGCCGCAUGGCUGCGGUGUCUGCGGGAAGAGGUUUACCAGCAGCUCUUGUCUCAAGAAGCACCACCGCAUUCACACCGGGCAGAAGCCAUAUGGCUGUGGCAACUGUGGCAAGAGGUUUGCCGACAGCUUUGCUCUCCUUGAGCACCUGAACGUCCACAGCGGGGAGAAGCCCUAUGACUGCGGUGUCUGCGGCAAGAGCUUUGCCCACAGCUCUGUUCUCCGCAGGCACCGUCGCCUUCACACCGGGGAGAAGCCGCACAGCUGCGGUGUCUGUGGCAAGAGCUUUGCCACCAGUUCCUGCCUUAACAGUCACCGCCUCAUCCACACCGGGCAGAAACCUUACAGCUGCGAUGACUGUGGAAAAACUUUUGUCCACAGCUCUGCUCACCGGCGUCACCGACGCCUCCAUACAGGGGAGAAGCCAUACAGCUGUGGCGACUGUGGCAAGAGCUUUGCCAGCAAUUCUGCUCUCAGCUAUCACCGCUGGCUGCACACUGGGGAGAAGCCGUACUCCUGUGCUGUCUGUGGCAAGAGCUUCACUACCAGUUCACACCUUAACCGUCACUCCCUUAUCCACACUGGGAAGAAGUCAUACAACUGCGGUGUCUGCGGCAAGAGCUUUGCCAGCAGGUCUGCUCUCAGCCUGCAUCACCAAACCCAUGCUGGGAAAAAGCUCCCCAGUCAUGACUGUGGUAAGAGCUUCACCAACAGCACUGGUCUAACCCAGCACUGCCACAUCCAUACUGGGGAGAAGCCAUAUGGCUGCAGUGUAUGCAGCAAGAGGUUUGCCACAAGGUCUCACCUUAACAGUCACCAUCGUCUCCACACCAGGGAGAGGUCAUACAGCUGUGAUGACUGUGGCAAGAGCUUCCAGCAGAACGCAGACCUGACCAAACACCUGCACAGCUGUGCCCACCAUAAGAAAAACAGUGGCAGCAAAGUGUCUGCAGGACCCCACUCCCAGCAACUCCAGGAGGUGCCCAGCAGCCAUGGGCUCCUCCAGCCCUCCUGACAACACUGAUGCCAGGCUGCCCUGCCCGUAGAGCUGCCCCAGCAGUGAUCCUUCCACUGGUUUUGCUGUCCUGGGUUCUGGGGCAGCUGCAUCGGUAACAGCAGUUGCUGCUGUGCCAUCCCCAGGCCAAGUCCUGAAACUUGUCUUGUGCAGAGAAAGCAGAUCAGAGGGCAGAGCAGAGCAGUGUCACGACCAGGGUGGGACCUCUAAGCCAUGCCGAGUCCCAAAGUGGUCUCCAUAAGCCCUGCUAAGUGAUCCUCACCAACACUAAGAGUGGCUUGGCACACUCAGGGAUGAAGCACCUGUUGCAUAUUGCUGCAAGUCAGGGAUUCCAAGGAAAAUGUGCCUGCAGCAGGGAACAAUCCCAAUAAAAGACUUUCCAAGGCUCUUCCAA